GAUACUAGGUGUGAAACUGCGGCCGGUUUUUCCUUUCGUGUCGUACUAUUGCAUGCGAUCAUGUCCUAUUCCCACGAUGAAAGAAAUGGGCCGAGCGACUGGGAUCCUGAGAAACGACAGGACCAGGAGUAUGAUGGCCCCCCAGGCAUGGAGCCAGAUGGCAUCAUCGAGAGCAACUGGGAAGAGAUCAUCGACAACUUCGAUGACAUGAGCCUUCGUGAAGAGCUCCUGCGUGGAAUCUAUGCCUAUGGUUUUGAGAAGCCAUCUGCCAUUCAGCAGAGAGCCAUCAUCCCAUGCAUCAAAGGGAUGGACGUAAUAGCCCAGGCCCAGUCGGGCACUGGCAAGACUGCGACCUUCUCGAUUGCCAUCCUCCAGCAGAUUGACACGUCGCUGAAGGAGUGCCAGGCACUGAUCUUGGCACCAACCCGUGAGCUGGCACAACAGAUUCAGAAGGUGGUCAUCGCACUUGGUGACUACAUGAGUGCCCAGUGCCAUGCCUGUAUUGGAGGCACCAAUGUGCGAGAGGACAUCCGCAAACUGGAAAAGGGUGUCCAUGUAGUUGUUGGCACUCCAGGGCGUGUCUUCGACAUGAUCAGCCGGAAAGCCCUCCGAACAAACAACAUCCGUAUUUUUGUGCUGGAUGAGGCUGAUGAAAUGCUUUCCCGAGGGUUCAAAGAUCAGAUCUAUGAUGUCUUCCGGACGCUAAACUCAAACAUUCAGGUUAUCCUGCUUUCAGCUACAAUGCCAUCGGAUGUGUUGGAUGUCACAAAGUGCUUCAUGCGCAACCCCAUCCGAAUUUUAGUGAAGAAAGAAGAGCUUACCCUGGAGGGUAUCAAGCAGUUCUACGUAGCAGUAGAUCGUGAGGAGUGGAAGCUGGACACGCUGUGUGACCUGUAUGAGACCCUGACCAUCACCCAGGCAGUGAUCUUCUGCAACACGAGGCGGAAAGUAGACUGGCUCACAGAGAAGAUGCACGAGCGCGAUUUCACUGUCUCUGCACUGCACGGAGACAUGGGCCAAAAGGAACGGGACGUAAUCAUGCGCGAGUUUCGGUCAGGCUCGAGUCGGGUGUUGAUCACAACUGACCUGCUUGCCCGAGGCAUAGAUGUUCAACAAGUGUCCUUGGUCAUCAACUUUGACCUGCCCACCAACAGGGAAAACUACAUCCACAGAAUUGGCCGAGGAGGACGAUUUGGUCGUAAGGGUGUUGCCAUCAACUUUGUUACUGAGGAAGACAAGCGUACCCUGAAGGACAUAGAGGGCUUUUACAACACAGAGAUCGAGGAAAUGCCCAUGAACGUGGCUGACCUCAUCUAAUGGAGUCCUCCAAAUGACAGCAGUGGGGGAUAGCAGAAAGUGAAAGGGCAGAGUGGGGGGGGAAAAUAUCUGAUCAUCCACCAGCAGCCGAUGGACUUGGCAUCAAGUGAAGACUGAGAAAUGGGGGGGAGGUGUGGCAAGUUCACGGAGUUGCAGCUGUGGCUAGCUGGCUUUCUCUGGCCACUGGCACAGUAGCAACAGCGGAAUAUUGGUUGCAACCACUGAGCCUGUGUAGGCGACUUGUAUUUGGAGCUUAAAAUUUAAUGCAAUGUUUUGCACAUGUAUUCUUAUUGGCUUGUUUCACAAAGCUCCUUCAUUUCCCUUGCAUGGCCAGUGUCCCACCAUUGUUCGCUGCUGUUUGCAUGCAGUGGCCAGGAGUUAGAUCAGCAGUCACCAGCUGUGAUUUUUUUUUUUAUUGAAAAUUUUUCACGUUGGAUGGAUUGUAAUACCGGGGUUUGCCCACGACUGGAAGCCUGUCUAUUCCCCUCCUCCACCUUGCCUCGUUCGUGGCCUGUGUUUCUUUCCUUUUCUUUUUUACUUGCCACGUCAAGGCAAGUUUCACUGAAAGUUGCCUCAGGUGACUCAACUAAAAUGCUAAUGGUGUUAAUAAAAACCAUGGGAGGAGCCCCUUCUUCCCUGUAACACGACCUUGUUGUGUUUCCACUGUCUUCGCACUUUAAAAAAGCUCCUUUCCUUCUUGUGAACUGUUUUACCCCUGAGGAUUGGCGAUUGACAGUGUUCCAGGCUGGACAUUUCGUUGCUGUAUAGCAGCCCAGCUGGGUGUUGGUGCCUGUGCUAGGAGUAUAUGUUGCCAUUUUCUGUACAUAUUGUACGCUUCCAACUCAAUACUGUAACGUUGCUCCAUCAGUUUGCUUUGUAAAAUAGUAGGCAGCAUAUUUAUAUAAAGCCAGGAGAGCGAAUGUUCUUGUCCAAGAGGCCUAGUGUGCGUACUGGAAGAGCAUUCGCCUUUAGUUGCUGGCCACACUGUAGUUCAGUAUUGUUCUAGUAUACUAGUAUUUUCGUGCUUUGCUAACUGUCGCUGUGCAUAUAAAGCCCAGAUUUGUGGAGUGCUAUUCGAACUUUUAUCUGGUUGGACGAGUGAAAAAGGUGUGUUCUCUAUUUUUGUGCCGAGUAUUCGUGGGAGUUCUUGGGGAGACAUUUUGGUACGCCCAAUAAAGCUAAUAUUUGGAGAGUAAA
Rhipicephalus microplus (southern cattle tick) is the source of this 2514-nucleotide messenger RNA. Its product is annotated as eukaryotic initiation factor 4A-I. The record is from RefSeq and is a predicted model, not a curated record. Gene Ontology annotation, molecular function: RNA helicase activity; ATP binding; nucleic acid binding. NCBI's taxonomy places the organism in Eukaryota, Metazoa, Arthropoda, Arachnida, Ixodida, Ixodidae.